Molecule: messenger RNA, 513 nt
Organism: Aspergillus heteromorphus CBS 117.55
Lineage: Eukaryota; Fungi; Ascomycota; Eurotiomycetes; Eurotiales; Aspergillaceae
Product: CybS family protein
Exons: 5
Coding region: 1-513 (170 amino acids)
Biological process (GO): tricarboxylic acid cycle; mitochondrial electron transport, succinate to ubiquinone
Cellular component (GO): membrane; mitochondrial envelope
Molecular function (GO): ubiquinone binding; heme binding
Source: RefSeq, a predicted model, not a curated record
AUGGCCUCGAUCGCGCGCCAGAACCCCCUCCUCCGGCAGUCUUGCCUGUCUGCUUUCCGCGCUCCCUGGGCGACCAAGAAUGUCGCGCAGGCCGUGGCCUUCCACGCCUCAGCGAAGAAGCAGAUCCUGCCGCCUCUGCCUCAGUCGAUUCAGGGAACGAUGAACGACCCUGCUCCUAUCCCCGAGUCUCACCCGACGGAGGGUAGCUACCACUGGACCUUCGAGAGACUCGUGUCUGCCUCUCUCGUGCCCCUCUGCAUCGCUCCCUUUGCCGCUGGCUCCAUGAGCCCCGUCAUGGACGCCGUCAUCUGCUCCGCCAUCGUCGUCCACUCCCACAUUGGUUUUCACGCCUCCAUCACCGACUACUUCCCCACCCGCCGUGUUCCCAAGACCCACACCUUCAUGAACUGGCUGCUGCGUGCCUUCACCCUCGGCACGGCGGUCGGUCUGUACGAGUUCGAGACGAACGACGUCGGUGUCACGGAGGCUCUCCGCCGGGUGUGGAAGGCAUAG